Molecule: messenger RNA, 1146 nt
Organism: Plasmodium coatneyi
Lineage: Eukaryota; Apicomplexa; Aconoidasida; Haemosporida; Plasmodiidae
Product: KIR protein
Exons: 3
Coding region: 1-1146 (381 amino acids)
Source: RefSeq, a predicted model, not a curated record
AUGGUUCAAGCAUUGAGCAGUUUCGAAGGAACAACUGGAAUACUUGGGGAAGCGGAUUUGGGCAUAUUACCUUCCAGGGAAAAGUAUCAUAAAUUCAAUAGUGAGAAAGGCAAAUGUGGCAGUUCUUGUGGCACAUGCACGGAAGUAAAGAGCAAGUUAAGCGAAUGUAAGCACAUUAAGCAAGAUACAACCAAUAUUAUGAAUGGUUGGUGUUAUGCGGAACUGAAUUGGAGUGGUGGUUCGGACGAUGAAUACUGUUCUGCCUUCUAUUUUUGGCUUGGAGAUAUAGUGUCCAAAACAUUAUCUGCCACCAGCAGCGAGGUGGGUGACACUAAUUCAUUUUCAUCCACCAUGAGUUGCGCAUAUACCGCAUUCGAGAAAUCUGAAAUGAGCAAUAAUUGUAAAAUUCUAUACAACAACACCACCACCACUCUCACCAAAGAAGAGUUCGAUCGCCGCAAAAAAAUGUUCGACUAUUCCAAAGAUCACGAACAAAUAAGGACGCAGAUAGAAGGUGCUCAGAAGUAUAAAUACCAUUGUACAAAAACAUAUUACGACUAUGUGGAUGACAUUCUUACCACCUAUGACACAAUGAAAGCAAUUUGCCCAGAAAGUGGUGCAAGUUCCUCUCCUUCUUAUGAUGCUGCAUAUUGUACCAAAUUUAAGACUUUGUUUGUUGGAUAUGAUCAUAGCACGAUGGAAGAAUUAAAAACAAAAUUAGUCCAAGUAACGAAGCCUGCAUCGCCUGGCUCCUCCUUCAUGAACUCCUCUGAAGUGAACAUUCCUGCUGCUGUGUCUUCCAUACUUGGUGUAAUGGGAUUACCAGCACUUGGUUUCUUUUUAUAUAAAUAUACUUCCUUACCUUCUUUGAUAAGUAACACCUUCUUUCGUGGAGGAGGAAGCAACCGAAAAAGAAGAACAACCGCCAGGAAUGAAUUUGACACUCUAACUUCAAUGGACACUUCAACACUUUAUUCAACAGACUUGUCAACAACAGAAACAGAUAAUUCUACCAUAUAUGGUGAAACAUCACGACGAUCACGACCACCACCCAGCCAAGGAGGGAGAAGAACAGGAGCAGGAAGAACAAAUAAUAAUAGAAGGAACGGGAAUAAUAGAAAUAAUAUACGUUAUCAACGUAUGUGA